UAUUGUUCAUAAUGAUUUUUCUGCUUGUUUCAGACCUGAUGGAGCCAAAAGAAGAAAUCACAAAUGCAAGACAGACAGAUCAAGAUCUGAAAAUGGUAAAGGAGGAAAUUUUACAACUCAAUGAAAUUGAAGAGAAACCUCAUUAUUUGAUACCCAAGGAAGAAUCUCUGAGCUGCUCGAUUACUGAAAGGAAUUUGUCACCUAAAAGAAAAAAAAAGAAAAAUUCAACAGCCAAGGAUGCUCUUAUUUGCUCUCAGUGCGGAAAGACCUUCACUAAGAAAUAUAAACUUAAUGAGCACAUAAAAACCCACACUGGAGAAAGACCUUACAGCUGUGAUCAGUGUGGUAAAACUUUCAUGAAUAAAUGGCACCUUAAUGACCACACAAAAACCCACACCGGAGAAAAACCCUACAGAUGUGAUCAGUGUGGUAAACGUUACAUGAAUAAAUGGCAACUUAAUGACCACACAAGAACCCACACCGGAGAAAAACCUUACAGAUGUGAUCAGUGUGGAAAAACCUUCACUCGCAAGUCUGACCUGAAAAAGCACAUGAAUAUUCACACUGGAGAAAAACCUUACAGAUGUGAACAGUGUGGAAAAACCUUUACUCGCAAGUCUUCCCUUAAUGUUCACAAGACAAUUCACACUGGAGAAAAACCUUACAGAUGUGAUCAGUGUGGAAAGGCCUACAACAGAAGUUGUGACCUUAAUGAGCACAUAAGAAUCCACAAUGGAGAACAGCUUAGAUGUGAUCAGUGUAGAAAACCCUUCACUCAUAAGUCUGACCUGAAAAAGCACAUGAAAAUUCACACUGGAGAAAAACCUUACAGCUGUGAUCAGUGUGAAAAGACCUUCAAGAGGAAAGUCCACCUUAAGGUUCACACAAGAUUUCAUACUGGAGAAAAGCUUUACAGAUGUGAUCAGUGUGAAAAUUAUUUUAUUCAUAAGUCUGAACUUAACAGGCACAUGAGAAUUCACACUAAAGAAAGGCCUUAAAAAGCCUCUACUAUGCUGAUUUUCACAUUUGAAGAGUUCAGAUGCAAAACCACUAAACGCCACCUCAGUCAAAGAGUUAAUGAUAAUAACCGAACGCUAUUGGCAUGUACUAUACGUUCAUCAAAUACUUUUGCUUCAAAUUUGCUUAAUAACAGCCUCAGGUCAUUCAGAAAUACUGGUUUGUUGGCAGAAUCCAUUAAAAGUCUGAUAGAAAUGCCCAUUUACAAGAAAA
Misgurnus anguillicaudatus (oriental weatherfish) is the source of this 1230-nucleotide messenger RNA. RefSeq lists its product as uncharacterized. The record is from RefSeq and is a predicted model, not a curated record. Gene Ontology annotation, cellular component: nucleoplasm. Gene Ontology annotation, molecular function: DNA-binding transcription repressor activity, RNA polymerase II-specific; RNA polymerase II cis-regulatory region sequence-specific DNA binding. NCBI's taxonomy places the organism in Eukaryota, Metazoa, Chordata, Actinopteri, Cypriniformes, Cobitidae. Gene Ontology annotation, biological process: regulation of transcription by RNA polymerase II.